AUGGAGAGGUCCGGUAAACUUGCUUUAGUAAUUGUAGUUAUUUCCAUGCUGGUUUCUUGCAACCCAACAGAAGCGUGGUACAAGCAAGUUUCCGGCCCAAGCUACUACUCGGUGGGCAGAGCUUCGGGUUUGCUGUCCGGGAUCCGGAGAUCACCAUAUGUUAGGAGGUCCGAGACCGAGUCGGACAGCGGAGAGUCUACCGUGAACAGCAUCCUCUCGGAACAGAGCAGUCGACUGAAUUCGGUUCUUAAAUCUAUGGUAAGAGGCUAUAUUUUACAUUACUCAUGUUCAAUUUAGCAAUGCGCAUUGGACGCAGGCACUUCCUGUGGUCCGUAAAUGUGCUUAAAGGUGCGUAAAAGUUAAACAUUGCACAGGGCACAGAACAUAAUUUUUUGGUAGACUACUAUUAUAUAUUUAAAACAGUUUAUUUCUGAGAGCACACCCUGAAACUGGAUCAUCAUGAAGGUCCAUUCAGCACAACCAAGUAGCCUACAGCCUCAUUUUACAGUCAAGUUUGGAAUAGAUUGGAAGAAAAAUACAAUACAUCAAAAGGACACAUUAGAAUAUCAGUUAAUAAGGUCAAAAAUUGUUAUUUUUGGGGGAAUGAAUCUCAAUCAACAAACAGGCACAGCAGGUCUUCAACAUCAAUUGACCUUCUCAUAAUUCGCUUAAUGUUGCAUUAUGUUCAUUACAGUGUUGAUUAAAAUGUCUUGUUUUUUUGCUGUUUCAGCCUAUUUGUAUCAAAGAUAUCACACCGAACCUGCAGAGCUGCGAACUUGUUCAGGAUGGCUCAAGCUUAUUUCAAUGUAAAGCAGACGUGUUCGUAUCGCUCGACUCAUUGGACUGUGUGGAAGCAUGA
Molecule: messenger RNA, 859 nt
Organism: Coregonus sp. 'balchen'
Lineage: Eukaryota; Metazoa; Chordata; Actinopteri; Salmoniformes; Salmonidae
Source: the annotation of a GenBank genome assembly